This is a messenger RNA of Notolabrus celidotus (New Zealand spotty), 2051 nucleotides long. Its product is annotated as UDP-glucuronosyltransferase 1-2-like. The coding region runs from base 159 to 1763 and encodes 534 amino acids. NCBI's taxonomy places the organism in Eukaryota, Metazoa, Chordata, Actinopteri, Labriformes, Labridae. The record is from RefSeq and is a predicted model, not a curated record. Gene Ontology annotation, molecular function: UDP-glycosyltransferase activity. The transcript has 2 exons.
AUUUGUUGAACCCCCACCCCCGCAAACCUCACUUCCUUAUGUAACACAGUCAUCAGGUUGGAGUUUGAAUUCUUUUACAAACAGACGCCGGGCUCGCUCGUCCUGACGUGACUCAAAGAACAUUUCUCCACUGCUUCAGGAACUCAAGACUCGUUUCCAUGGGGGGCAUCCCAGGAGUGUCACUUCUCUUUCUGGCUCUCAGUCUUCCCCUCCUGAUGAGUCCCAGUGUCGAGGGAGGAAAGAUUCUGGUGUUCCCGGUUGACGGCAGCCACUGGGUCAACAUGAACCUGCUGAUCCAAAACCUCCACGCCAGAGGCCAUGAGGUCACCGUGGUCCGUACGGCCUCCAGCUGGUACCUCAAAGAAAACCAACCACAUUACAGCACCAUCUCCAUCACCCUACCAGAGGCCAUCUGCAUAGAGGAGCAGGACUUCUUUGUAACCUUCCUGGUCAAGAUGCUGGCAAUUAAGAAAGCAGGGGGGUCUCCCAUAGCCUUUAUGGAGUUCUACUGGGAGAUGCUCACUUCACUGUCAAAAAUUCACCAACAAGCCAGCCUGGUGGGGGUGGAAAUACUUGAAAACAAGACUCUACUGCAGAGCAUCCGGGACACUCAGUUCGACAUAGUUCUGACCGACCCAGGUUUGCCCGUUGGAGUUAUUGUGGCUCACGAACUUAAGCUGCCAACUGUGUUUAACGUGAGAUGGAUCACCAGUGGAGAGGGGCACUCUGUGGUGGCUCCAUCUCCCACAUCCUAUGUUCCAGCAUCAGGAUACGCCGCCUCGGACAAGAUGAGCUUUGUGGAAAGAGUCCAGAACAUGCUCUUCUUUGUCCUCAACAUGUGCAUCGACAAAUACAUAGUAUGCCCUCAUUACGAUAAACUUGUGGAUCGGUACUUUGGUCCAGAUGUGAACUUCUAUCAUCUUCUUCAAGGAGUGGACAUGUGGCUCAUUAGGGUGGACUUCGUCUUUGAAUUCCCCAGACCCACCAUGCCGAACAUCGCCUACAUUGGUGGCUUCCAGUGUAAGCCUUCUGAGGCUUUAUCGGACGAGCUGGAGGAGUUUGUGCAAAGUUCAGGAGAGCACGGAUUCAUCGUAAUGUCUCUUGGCACACUGGUCAAAGGUCUACCGCUAGAGAUCACCUCUGAAAUCGCUGCCGCCUUUGCCCAAAUCCCUCAAAAGGUGAUAUGGAGGCAUUUAGGUGAACCCCCAAACAAUCUGGGCAACAACACCCUCCUGGUGAAGUGGUUGCCCCAGAAUGAUCUCUUAGGUCAUCCGAAAGUCAGAGCCUUUGUGGCCCACGGCGGCACCAACGGAAUCUACGAGGCCAUCUUCCACGGAGUGCCAGUCGUAGGCAUCCCCCUUCUGUUCGACCAGUUUGAAAACGUUUUAAGAUUGGAGGCAAGAGGAGCCGCCAAGUCUGUUGACGCAUCCACACUCACCAGCCAGAGCUUCCUAGAAGUGAUACAAGAAGUUCUUCACAACCCGUCCUACAGCUACAACAUGAAACGCCUCUCCUCUCUGCACCGGGACACACCGAUGCCCCCUCUGGACACCGCCAUUUACUGGAUUGAGUAUGUCAUCAGGAAUAAAGGUGCUUCACAUUUACGCACCGAGUCUUACAAGAUGCCCUGGUACGCCUACUAUUCUUUGGAUGUUAUGGGCUUUUUGGUGGCAAUCCUUUUGAUUCUGACGGCCGUUGUGGUGGGAACAAUAAGAUGUCUGUGCUUGAGACUGUGCAGAAGGAGAAAACCCAAGCAGGAGUAGUCGCUGCACAUGCAUACCAAAUGAAUACUAACAUUUGGCAGGCCACAAUUUAGAUCUUCAGCCAAACUCCAGAGACGGUGAUGUUGACCCUUCAAUCAGGAUGUGAACCACUUUGAUCUGGACUUAAAUAUGCAAACAACUGUUGAAUGCACUGCCAGUGGAUUUUUGUGCAGACGCUAAGAGUCCCAAGAGCCAUCACACAUAUCUCAUCUCAUCACCUCUCUCUCUUAUUCUCCUCUAUCCCUCUUUCAAGACCCAACUCGGUCUCAGCAGAUGUGUGUCUAACAU